Messenger RNA from Anopheles maculipalpis, 576 nucleotides. RefSeq lists its product as uncharacterized. The transcript has 2 exons. The record is from RefSeq and is a predicted model, not a curated record. Gene Ontology annotation, biological process: mitochondrial respiratory chain complex I assembly. Lineage: Eukaryota; Metazoa; Arthropoda; Insecta; Diptera; Culicidae. The coding region runs from base 70 to 570 and encodes 166 amino acids.
CCCGAAUGAACGACGUUUUGGGUUGAAGUUACGUAAAAAUUCGCCUUUAGCUCAAGAAAAUCCCCAACCAUGAGCUUAAAGGCCAAUUACUACGACAAGCCGGAGGGGGAUGACCUCUUCGGCAAGAUGAUUGCCACCAACAAGUACGCCCUAGCCGGUGGUCUCGGAUGGUCCACCGUCGAGGUGAUGAUGGUAUCGAAACCGAAGGGCUACCUGCCCACCAUCGCCCGGUACGUGUACUUUACCGGUCCGUUCGUCGGCAUGGCGUCGGCCUUUACCGUCGGUGCGUAUGCUGCCAACAAGCUGCGCGGUCGGGAUGAUGGUUGGAACUAUGUUGCCGGUGCGUUUGCAGCUGGCGGUGUUUACGGUGCCUGGAAGCGUAACGUUGUCGGUGGACUGGUUGCCGGGUUGAUCUUUAGCGUGGCGGGCGCACUCAAGAAGCAGUCCGUGGAUGAGGGUUGGGAAUUUUUCCCCGAGGUAAAGCAGCACGCCAUCAGUGCGGUCAAUCCGAACCGCUACGACUUCACGCUAACGCAGGAACGUGAACGAGGAUGGACGACCGGCAAGUGAGCGAUG